Molecule: messenger RNA, 7495 nt
Organism: Camarhynchus parvulus
Lineage: Eukaryota; Metazoa; Chordata; Aves; Passeriformes; Thraupidae
Gene: NCAM1
Product: neural cell adhesion molecule 1
Exons: 21
Coding region: 115-3423 (1102 amino acids)
Biological process (GO): cell-cell adhesion
Cellular component (GO): membrane
Molecular function (GO): protein binding
Source: RefSeq, a predicted model, not a curated record
GGCGGCGCCGGGACGCGGCGGGCGCAGCGCUGAGCGGAGCGGCCACGCCGGGCUCGGCUCCCGCGCCCUCCCCGCGCCCGCAGCCCCGGCCCGCCGUCUCCUCCCGCCGGUGCGAUGCUGCUGCCGCUCGCCGUGCUGCCCUGCGCCUUCGUCCUGCUGCGGGCCGCAGCCUCUCUCCAAGUGGACAUCGUUCCAAGCCAGGGGGAGAUCAGCGUUGGAGAGUCCAAGUUCUUCUUAUGUCAAGUGGCCGGGGAGGCCAGGUCCAAGGACAUCUCGUGGUUCUCCCCGAACGGGGAGCGGCUGAGCCCGGGCCAGCAGCGCAUCUCGGUGGUGCGCAACGAUGACUCCUCCUCCACGCUCACCAUCUACAACGCCAACAUCGACGACGCCGGCAUCUACAAGUGUGUGGUCAGCAGCCCCGAGGAGGGCGACUCCGAGGCCACCGUCAACGUCAAGAUUUUCCAAAAGCUGAUGUUCAAGAAUGCUCCCACCCCCCAGGAGUUCAAGGAAGGGGACGACGCUGUGAUCGUGUGCGACGUGGUCAGCUCGCUGCCCCCCACCAUCAUCUGGAAGCACAAAGGCAGGGAUGUCAUCCUGAAAAAGGAUGUGCGCUUCAUCGUCCUGUCCAACAACUACCUGCAGAUCCGGGGCAUCAAGAAGACAGAUGAGGGCACCUACAGGUGUGAGGGGAGGAUCCUGGCCCGUGGGGAGAUCAACUUCAAGGACAUCCAGGUCAUCGUCAACGUGCCUCCCUCUGUGCGUGCCAGGCAGAGCACCAUGAACGCCACUGCCAACCUCAGCCAGUCUGUCACCCUGGCCUGUGAUGCCGAUGGCUUCCCCGAGCCCACCGUGUCCUGGACAAAGGAUGGAGAGCCCGUGGAGGAGGUGGAGGAGGAGGAGGACAAGUACAGCUUCAACUCGGACGGCUCCGAGCUGGUGAUCCACAGGGUGGACAAGAGCGAUGAGGCCGAGUACAUCUGCAUUGCUGAGAACAAGGCUGGGGAGGCCGACGCCACCAUCCACCUCAAAGUCUUUGCCAAACCCAAGAUCACCUACGUGGAGAACAAGACAGCCAUGGAGCUGGAGGAUCAGAUCACGCUCACCUGCGAGGCCUCGGGGGACCCCAUCCCCUCCAUCACCUGGAGGAGCUCCAGCAGGAACAUCAGCAGCGAGGAGAAGACGCUGGACGGGCGGAUCGUGGUGCGCAGCCACGCUCGCGUCUCCUCGCUGACGCUCAAGGACAUCCAGUACACGGACGCGGGCGAGUACAUCUGCACUGCCAGCAACACCAUCGGCCAGGACUCGCAGGCCAUGUACCUGGAGGUGCAGUAUGCCCCCAAGCUGCAGGGCCCUGUGGCCGUGUACACCUGGGAAGGAAACCGGGUGAACAUCACCUGUGAGGUGUUUGCCUACCCCAGUGCUGUCAUCUCCUGGUUCCGGGAUGGGCAGCUGCUCCCCAGCUCCAACUACAGCAACAUCAAGAUCUACAACACCCCCUCAGCAAGUUACCUGGAGGUGACCCCAGACUCAGAGAAUGACUUUGGGAACUACAACUGCACGGCUGUGAACCGCAUCGGGCAGGAGUCCUCCGAGUUCAUCCUGGUGCAGGCAGACACGCCCUCCUCGCCCUCCAUCGGCAGGGUGGAGCCCUACUCCAGCAGCGCCCAGGUGGAGUUCGAGGAGCCCGAGGCCACGGGCGGGGUGCCCAUCCUCAGGUACAAGGCGGAGUGGAGGGCCCUGGGCGAGGGGGACUGGCACUCCAGGCUCUACGAUGCCAAGGAAGCCAACGUGGAGGGGACAGUGACCAUCACGGGGCUGAAGCCUGAGACCACCUAUGCAGUGAGGCUGUCAGCAGUCAAUGGCAAGGGCGUGGGGGAGCUCAGCCCGCCCGCCGAGUUCAAGACGCAGCCAGUCCGCAUCCCUCACCCACAAGGGGAACCCAGUGCCCCCAAGCUGGAAGGUCACAUAGGAGAAGAUGGCAACUCCAUCAAGGUGAACGUCAUCAAGCAGGACGAUGGUGGCUCCCCGAUCAGGCACUACCUGAUCAAGUACAAAGCUAAGCACUCCUCGGAGUGGAAGCCCGAGAUCCGGCUGCCGUCGGGCAGCGACCACGUCAUGCUGAAGUCCCUGGACUGGAACGCCGACUACGAGGUGUACGUGGUGGCUGAGAACCAGCAGGGCAAGUCCAAGCCUGCCCACUACGCCUUCCGCACCUCCGCCCAGCCCACGGUGAUCCCAGCCAGCACUAGCCCUGCCUCGGGCCUGGGCACUGCUGCCAUCAUUGGCAUCCUCGUGGUGGUGUUUGUGGCGCUGCUGGUGGCCGUGGAUGUCACCUGCUACUUCCUGAACAAGUGUGGGCUGCUCAUGUGCAUCGCUGUCAACCUGUGCGGCAAGUCCGGCCCGGGGGCCAAGGGCAAGGACAUGGAGGAGGGCAAGGCGGCCUUCUCGAAGGAUGAGUCCAAGGAGCCCAUCGUGGAGGUGCGCACGGAGGAGGAGAGGACCCCCAACCACGACGGGGGGAAGCACACGGAGCCCAACGAGACCACCCCGCUGACAGAGCCAGAGCACCCCGCCGACACCGCGGCCACCGUGGAGGACAUGCUGCCUUCUGUCACCACGGGCACCACUAACUCUGACACUAUCACCGAAACCUUUGCCACUGCCCAGAACAGCCCCACCAGCGAGAGCACCACGCUGACCUCCAGCACUGCCCCGCCGCCCGCAGGGGCUCCCGAUGCCACUGCGGGUCCCGGCCAGGCCACCCCGGCCAAGGGCACGGCCGCCACCUCGGCAGCGUCCCCAGCGCCCUCCUCCACCCCCAAAGUGGCCCCUCUGGUCGAUCUCAGCGACACCCCCAGCUCUGCUCCGGCCACCAGUAAUUUAUCCUCAAGUGUCCUGCCGGGGCAGGCCGUGCUCAGCCCCAGCGCCGCCGACGCCGCCCCAGCCGGGAGCAAGGCGGGCACCCCUGGCCUCACGAGCCCUGCAGCUCCCAACGAGGCCAAGCAGGAGGUGGCCAAGAGCCCCGAGAAGGAGCCCGUGCAGCCCAGCACGGUGAAGAGCCCGGCAGAGACCCCCAAGAACCCGAGCAACGCGAAGAGCGAGGCUGCCGCGGGCAGCGCCGCCAACCCCUCGCAGAACGAGGACUUUAAAAUGGACGAAGGGACCUUCAAGCCACCAGACAUUGACCUUGCCAAGGAUGUUUUUGCAGCUCUUGGCACUGCUUCUCCUCCUGCUGCCAGCGGGGCUGGUGGGCAAGCCCCCGAGGCUGCUGCUGCCGCUGCAGACAGCUCUGCCCCCGCAAAGACCGAGAAAAUGCCAGCAGAGGACAAGGGCGCCGUGCAGGACAGGAAGAGCCCCGCGGCGGAGGUGAAGACGGUGCCCAACGAAGCCACACAAACAAAGGAGAGCGAGAGCAAAGCAUGAUCAGCACCAGAGGGGACGGCAGAAACCUUCACCCGAGCAUUGAAAUCACAACCCACACACCCAUCUCAUUCCUCUAGUGUCUGUUGCCUUUUUUUAAAAAAGAAAGACAAACAAACCAACCAGAAAAAUGCAUAAAUGGGGGGAGGGAGGGAAUGUCUCUUUUUUUCCUUUUCUUUUUUUAUGUUUUUCUCUUCUUCUCUUUUUUUUUUUUUUUUAAUUUUGAUUUCUAUUUUUUGCUUUCUUUGAGAUUUCUAGAAAGGUUCUAUUCGUUGUGCACUUGCUUUUAAAAAGUAAAACAUGUUAAAAACAGGGUUAAACCCGUCACCAAAUCAGGGCUCAGCUGGCCCUGUGUGUAUUCAAACAGGCAAACAUUGCAAUGCUGGUUGCAGUGUGGUUGGGAAGCUCAAAAUCAAGUAGUCCUAGACACAAAAAAAAACCACAAAAAAGACAAAAAAAAAAUAAAAGAGACCCUGUUGUUUCCUUUGUUAGUAUAGCAGAGAUAACCACUGUGCUGCUGGGCACAGCUGGUGCUUAAAGAACAAAGUCCACAAUUUAUUUUUAUACUUUUCAGUCGAGUUUGAAAUAUGUAAAGCCUCAUAAAUAAGUUAUAAUUUCUGUUCACCUUGUAUCUGGUCAGUAUGCAAAGUGUCUCGAGCUCUUUGUGACUGAAUCCUGCUCGCCACGUUAGACCUUUAUUUGGGGUUUAUUAUUAUUAUCUGUUUUUUAGGAAGAAUGCCAAAAUUGCAGCUUUGGGGGAUGUAUUUCAAUUUGCAGUAUUCAGACUCUACAUUUCUUUUCCAAUUUUACGUUCAAUUUUUGUUUUGUUUGUUUGUUUUGGCCAACUUUGGUUCUUUCCAGUGUUUACAAUUGACAGAUAUUUUUUUAACUUCUGUUGUGUUGAAAUGGAUGUGUAAAAUAGCUGCCUUUUUUUUUUUUUUUUUUUUUUUUGGUUUUUCGGUCAAUCCAGUCCUGUAGACACUAGGGUAGCAGCAUGCUUGCUUUGCAAAGGGAGACAUUUUCAACCAUGGAUGUUUACAGUAGUCGUUUCCCCUUUUCUCUUUUCUUAAUUAUUGUUAUUAUUAUUAUUAUUGUUAUUAUUAUUAUUAUUAUUUCUUACUGGAGUAAGAAGAAAAGCGAUGCUGGGGUUUGGUUUGGGGUUUUUUUGGGGGGUGGGGGUGUUCAAACCUCUUGCCACCGGUCAAGGGCUUUAGCCAGCAAUCCCCAAAUCUGCUUGGGGUCAGGGAGUUGCUGGAGAAAAUCCUUCUGUGCUUAAAUUUAGUUUCAAGUCCCUCGCUGGACCUGGGCCUGACUGCAUAAGAGAAAUCUCAUCUCUGCUUUUUUAGGACAUUCUCCCCUUUCCUUCGCAGAACCCUCCCGCAGCUCUGAGGGGCACAGGGGAGGUUGGACAGUGUGGGCUGGUCUGGGCUCAGGUGUGCGACCAAAUCAAUCCCUCCUGAUCAGGGCAGGAAAUUCCAGUUGCAGAAAAUCCCAAUUUCAGUAAAGUCCAGUUUUGGAAAAUACCAAUUUCAGAAAAUACCAAAUUCAGAAAAUACCAGUUUUGGUAAAUACAGAUUUGAGAAGAUCUCUAUUUCAGAAAAUCACAAUUUCAGUAAACACCAAUUUCAGAAAAUACCAAUUUCAGUAAAUACCAAUUUCAGUAAAUAACAAUUUCAGUAAAUCCCACUUUCAGUAAACACCAAUUUCAGAAAAUUCCAAUUUCAGAAAAUCCCCAUUUCAGUCCAUUCCAGUUUCAGUAAAUACUAUAUCCUCUGACCCUAAAACUACAACCCAGAAGCAAAGAUCUUUUCCCCACAGGUGCUGGGCAGACCCCAGACCCUUCUGCAGCUCCAGCAGGACCCACCCUGGAAUCAGGAGCAGGGGCUGGAAUUCUGUGCCAGGGCCAUCCCUGGGCAAGGGCUGAGGCAGCACCUUAAAAAUGAAAUUAUGGAUGGGGGAGCUGAUCAGUGGGGUUUAUUAUCAGGAAUUGUGGAGCAACACUGAGAUUUGGGGUGGGAGUGCUGAUUAAUGGGAUUUGUUACCAGGAAUCGUGGAGCAACACUGAGAUUUGGGGGUGAAAAGGAGCUUUGAGUGGAAGGAAGGCAGAGGAGUGUAGGGAGAGACCAGCCCAUUGUAUAGAGAUGUUCCUCCUGUUGGGGUUUUGGGUAUUAUUUCCUUUUUUUUUUUAAUUUUUAUUUUGUUUUAUUUUCCCUUUUUUUUUUUUUUUUUUUUAAUUCUACUUUAGAUCUGCAAGCUUGUGCACUGUGGGUGCGUGACUAUUUUAGUGUGAACCGUGUUUUUUGUCAUAGUAUUGAAAUAAUAAAAGCUUCAACAUAGUUUGGAUGUGGAAGGUGUAGCGCUAGUUCAGAUUUGAGAAACAAAAAAUGAGAAAUAAACAUUCAGGAAUUGAUUUAAAACAAAAAGAGAACGAGAACAACUCUUAGGAAGAGCAGAAGCCUUUAACUGAGAGGAGCAAGCUGAGGAGGGGUGUGGAGGCUGUGUCUGUGUGUUCCUUGGGAAUAUUCCCUCUGUUCCAGUGCAUCCCAGCAUUCCAGCUGUGAGGGGCAGUGCUGUGUCCAUUCCAGCUGUGAGGGGCAGUGCUCUGUCCAUUCCAGCUGUGAGGGGCAGUUCUGUGUCCAUUCCAGCUGUGAGGGGCAUUGCUCUGUCCAUUCCAGCUGUGAGGGGCAGUUCUGUGUCCAUUCCAGCUGUGAGGGGCAGUGCUCUGUCCGUUCCAGCUGUGAGGAUCCAUUCCAGCUGUGAGGGGCAGUGCUCUGUCCUGUGCUCGCUGUGGGGUUUUUGGUUUUGUUUUGCUCAGCUCCUGGGACCCCAGGGAGGGCUCCGGGGGUGCAGCUGAGGCUGCCCCACCCGUCCUGGCAGAUUUUGGGCAGGAUGGAGCCUCAUCCCCUCAUCCCCAGCCCUUGUGACACCCCACAGCAGUGUCCCUGACCUGUGGGGACCUUGGCCCCAAGGAUUCCUUUCUUUUCCCCAAAGAAACGAGUCCAUAACCCAGCUGGGCAGCUGCAGUGCCUCCAUCCCCGUGGGUGAGCACAUUUUGUCCCUUUUUGUGCCCAAUUCUGGCUGCUUUUGUCACCUGUGUGUGCUGUAACCCCCAAAGCUGAGCAGCUGGUAGGAACCACACCCCCAAACGCUGCCCAGGGACCUCCACCAGCACCUGCCAGCUGGGCACUGGGGGAGCUGCCCCACCUGGGUUGGCGUUUUUGUCCCAAAAGGGGACGAGCUCAGAGCCCAGCCCAGCACCUGGGGGUGGCACUGGCUGGGCUGGAUGAUCCCUUCCAUCCCAAAGCUCUGGUUUGGGGUGGAUGGAGCGAGCUCAGGAGGGAGCAGCUCCUUCCAGUGACCCGUCCCCACUGCCAUGGCUGCUCUGGGCUUGGUGGCACUGCCAUGGUUCCGCGUUUCCAUCCCUAGGGUUGGUGGCACUGCUGUGGUUCCAAAUGUCCAUCCCUGGGCUUGGUGGCACUGCCAUAGCUGCUCCAGGGUUGGUGGCACUGCCGUGGUUGCUCCGUAUGUCCAUCCUGGAGUUGGUGGCACUGCUGUGGUUCCAUAUGUCUGUCCCCAGGGUUGGUGGCAUUGCCUUGGCUGCUCCAUGUGUCCAUCCCCAGGGCUGGUGGCACUGCUGUGGUUCCAUGUGUCCAUCCCCAGGGCUGGUGGCACUGCCCCCUGCCCGUCCCCAGUGUCACAGGAGCGGUGCCAUCUCUCUCGUGCUGCACCAUUCGUACAGGUGACAAUUGUGCAUCCCGCCCGUCAGCUUCCAGAGUGGCGUUUUCCUUUCACACUUUUCUAUGGAGCCUUCAAACCCCACGUCUUUCACCACCAGGCUGUUUUGAUAGUUGUUCUCAGCCCCUCCAUGGCCAUCCUUCCCCAGCAUUCCCUACUUUUGGGGGCCUUCUAUCUUGUUAAAAAAAGAAAAAAACAAAAAAUCUUUUUACCGAGUGAAACAUCGACUCCACCUUUAUCCCCAUUCUCACUGGUGUAAAUACUGAUACUAACUGAGGAUUUUGACUUUGCAUUCUGUCAGAAUACUGUGUUCAAAUAAAAACUACAAAAAAAAAAAAAA